CGAUCUUUUCUUGGUGCAUUGUCUCUGAGCUUCUACCAAUCAUGUCGAAUUGGUGGCAGACCAGUGAUGUGAACGCAGUUGCGGAUGCUGCUAGGGUCUUGAAAUUUCAUGGUCUGAUGUCGACUACAAAGGCGCAUCCGGCACCUCCUUUUGCGUCGCCAUUGACCUUGGGACGUCAAUUACCUGCCGUGUGUCGGUGACCAUGAACGGUGCGAGAAUUCGUCUUGACCUCCUCCAUUCCGAUAUUCUCUCGCGGAUUGUGAGAUUUCUCCAGCCUGGGGAUAUUGAAGAGCUAUCUUGCGUCAGCAAGCGACUCAGGAACGCGUCAAUCCCCGUGCUCUUCAGGGCUGUCAGAUUUGAAUUCUCCCGGUCCAGCUUGAAUGGAUUGAAACGCCUUUCCGGUUCCGAUAUAAGACAUCAUGUGGUGUCAUUGACAUACGUUGCCCCGGAGAUCUUGAAGCCUGAGAUUCUCGAUUCGGAGUGUUUCAGUUCCGAACUCUUAACGCCCGAUGACUACUCGGACUGGAUAUACGAGGGCCGUGGAUUCCUACCAGACGAUUGCCCACCAUACUUGCUAGUACAUGAUGUGUUACGCGACAUCUGUGAAGAGCAACAACAAAUUAUGACAGACCACCUCGAUAAGACUGCUUUAUUCUCCAUUUUCACAAGGCUCCCUAGAUUGAAAACUAUGAGCCUGAGUUUCUGUCCGACGAUAGAAGAGGAAGAAUGGAUAGGCUCUGUCUUGGCUCGGGGCUUGACAAAGGAGGAGUCUUGUGAAUACCAUUCCAGAGCUAUUCGGAAUGCUAUUGAGGUUGCAAGGGACUCCACCACAACUGAAAGCACCGUUCGAGUCCUCAUUACCGACCAGCCUGCUUAGAGUCUGAUGAAACGGUGAAUAUUUCAAGGAGACAGCUCGGUGACCGCGACCGGCAUGCCUGCCGACACCAACCUACAAUAGGCUCCGCACUUUGUGCAAUUGGAGCCUACAGUCUCACAUCCGCAAAGGCGCCGAACAUUGAGCAUGUGUCAACAACCGGGCAUACCGAUCAACAAAGUUGAUGGCCUCUUUGUUCAGCAUCAGAGCUGCCCACGCUGCUAUGGACACUGCGAAAAAGCAAGUCGCCGAAGUUCUACGCAGUAGGCAAACAGGUCGACCGGAAUGGGAAGGACUAGGAGACUACUUCAGGGCCAAUGAUCUGAGCUAAGCGAGAUGGAUAUCUGACUGUAAGAUAGAGAUAGCUAGCCGCAUCAAUAGAGCCGGAUAGUCGCAGAGGAGACUUGUUCAGCAUUUUUCUCUUGAAG
This is a messenger RNA of Penicillium brasilianum, 1302 nucleotides long. Lineage: Eukaryota; Fungi; Ascomycota; Eurotiomycetes; Eurotiales; Aspergillaceae. The record is from the annotation of a GenBank genome assembly.